GGCACUGGGAAUAAAUGCACAUACCCACACAAAUUUAGCUACCUGGACUACAGAGAAACUUUUUCCUCCUGUUUUGUGUUUUUUGAUUCUCUUUUAUUUUUUGGAUGGAUGCCUUUUUAAUGCACAAAUAAUCUCUUACUUUUGGAUUUAUUGCAUCUUUUCAUCAUGUUUUUCCAGUUAUUUCAUGAGAAUUCCAACAUGGGUUAUAUCCAAGUAAGAUGGAGGAUAGUUUUGAUUGUGACUGUGGCGAACUUGAGCCACCUGAUCACUGAGUGAAAAUUUAUUUUUGAAGACUCAAAAAAAAAAGGCCAGAAACAUUUCAUUUUAUAUAUCAGGAGACUUGACCAGAAAAACAGAUACCAAGAAAAGAAAAAAUAUUUGUGCAUUUCUUAUGAAGCUGCUCAGGACCAGUCGUACACUGAAUGUAUCUGCACUGUGAGGAUGCCACUACAUGGUUUUAUCUUUUAGUAUAAUCCGUGUUAUCUUUCUUUUUUUCCUUUUCCGAUUGGCCUCAAAGUCCAUUCCAUCGUAGUCUAUAAAUUAUAGAGCAUAUCUGCUCAAGAUAUCCUCUCACCUAAAGGAUUGAAUAAGGAAUUUCUUUAUAUAUUUUUUUCUCCAAUAAUAAACAUGGAAAGAAAAUAUGAUUGUAUACUAGAGUCCCAUAUCUGAGAGUGACGGCUAGCCAGGGGGGACUUGGUAGUCGACUGUACAGGGGUUAGUUAGUCCAGACUCUGAAGCAAAGGGGGUUAUUUGAUAGCUCCUUCGGUGUUAAAGUGGGGUUAAAAGCAGGCCAGAAAUUUGGCAAAAGAAGCUUAUAACCAGUAAUCAUGGCGGAGAAAUUUGAGUCACUGAUGAACAUCCAUGGCUUCGAUCUGGGCUCUCGCUACAUGGACUUGAAACCUCUGGGCUAUGGAGGGAACGGCCUAGUGUUCUCAGCGGUUGAUACCGACUGUGACAAGCGCGUGGCGGUGAAGAAAAUAAUCUUGACCGACCCCCAGAGUGUGAAACACGCCCUGCGGGAAAUCAAGAUCAUCAGACGACUUGAUCAUGACAACAUUGUGAAGGUGUUUGAGACGCUGGGUCCCUGCGGUCGCAGACUAACAGAGGAUGUGGCGUCGCUUACAGAGGUCAACUCGGUCUACAUUGUGCAGGAGUACAUGGAGACUGACCUCUGUCAGCUUCUGGAGAGGGGCCCCAUGUCUGAGGGCCAUGCCCGGCUCUUCAUGUACCAGCUCCUAAGGGGCCUUAAGUACAUCCACUCGGCCAAUGUGCUUCACCGUGACCUCAAGCCUGCGAACCUGUUUGUCAACACAGAGGACCUGGUUCUGAAGAUUGGAGACUUUGGGUUGGCCCGCAUCAUGGACCCUCACUACUCUCACAAGGGUCAUCUCUCUGAAGGUCUCGUCACAAAGUGGUACAGAUCUCCUCGCCUGCUGCUCUCUCCAAACAACUACACCAAAGCCAUUGACUUGUGGGCUGCUGGCUGCAUCUUUUCUGAGAUGCUUACGGGAAAGACUCUUUUUGCAGGAGCACACGAGCUCGAGCAGAUGCAGCUGAUCCUCGAGUCCAUUCCCGUGCUGCAUGAGGAAGACCGACAAGAACUUCACAGCGUCAUUCCCGUCUUCAUCCGCAGCGACAUGUCGAUGCCCCACACGCCGCUGGUUAAGCUGCUGCCUGGUGUCAGUCCUCAGGCCCUUGAUUUUCUGGAGAAGAUUCUCACCUUUAACCCGAUUGACCGUCUAACUGCCGAAGAGGCCCUGGCCCACCCCUAUAUGGCUGACUACUCCUUCCCCCUGGAUGAGCCGGUCUCUCUGCACCCUUUUCACAUUGAAGACGAAGUCGAUGAUAUUCUGCUCAUGGACCAGAGCCACAGCCAUACGUGGGAGAGGUAUCAUGAGAGCCAGUUCUCAGAGGCUGAUUGGCAGUUGCACAGCACCCAUGAUCCAGAUGAAGUUCAGGUCGACCCAAGGGCCCUCUCUGAUGUUACCGACGAAGAAGAGGUCCAGGUUGAUCCCCGUAAAUAUGCUGACGGAGACAGAGAGAAGUUCCGGGAUGACCCGUCCUUCGACUACUCUGCUCUGCUCCCAUCGGAGCGAUCUUGGCAGGAAGACCACCACGAGAACAAGUACUGUGAUGUGCAGUGUAGUUACACUUGCAACUAUAAGGCCGUGUCCCCCUCCUACCUUGACAACCUCAUCUGGAGGGACAGCGAAGUCAACCACUACCAUGAACCCAAGCUCAUCAUUGACCUGUCAAACUGGAAGGAGCAGCAGAGCAAGGAGAAGGCAGACCGCAAGGCUAAGAGCAAGUGUGAGAAGAACGGGCUCAUGAAGGCCCAGAUCGCACUGAAAGAGGCCGAGAAGAUCCAGAGUCCCACAGAGAAGGACAGUGAACAGGAAAAACAUCAGACGGAGAGGCAGCAGAACCAAGGCUUUGACUUUGACUCCUUCAUCGCCAGCACCAUUAAACUGAGCCUGCAGCCGGAGCCCUGUCAGGAGGUCACCCUGCUCAGCGAGGUGGGCCUUCUAAACGAGCGCAACUUCUCUGUCUCCCAGCUAGAGGCAACGCGCUCAACAUCAAUGUCAAAGACUAUCAGUCAGGAGAAGGAGGAGAAGUGCCUGGUAAACCUGGCUCAGUUAGGCGGUGGGGGUCUGGGAGUUGUGGCCGGGGACUGCGUCUGGCCUGCUGAGCCUUGGGAGAGCGCUGGCGACUGUUUAAUAGACGAAGCGUGCUGGGACAUCCGUAAGGCGGACCACCUGCAGAAGGAGAGCUCGUACACCAGCUACCUGGACCACUUCUUCAGCCGGAAAGAAGAUGUCACAGAGACGGUGACCAGCUUGGAGGUGGAGCCCUCAGUGGUGAAAGAGCUAGACGACGGCUUCCUGGACAGUAACACAGAGAUUGUGCUUAAUAUGCAGCUGGACUCUCUGGCCUUGCCUGUGUUUGACAGCCCCGAUGACUUGCCUCUAAAAUCCAUCCAGGCCUCCCUCUCCCCCUGCGCUGUCAAAUGCUCCCCACAGAUAGCCCACAAAACCUACAGCAGCAUCUUCAAGCAUCUUAAUUAACGACAUACCUGCAUCUUCCCUCACAGUGCAAAAUCUAGGCCGUUUUUAUUUUAAUACAAUGUUAUUGUACUUGAAUCAUUUCAUACCUUUUUUAUUAUUAUUAUAGUUUUAUUAUUUUGAGGAGUUGAGGGGGUGAUUGAUUAUAUUUAAGAGUUUCAUCGUCACUCUGAGCCUUGAUCACCCGGCCUUCAUGGGUUAACGUCUCAUUGCUAAACUGGCAUGUCAUUGCACAUGUAAGUAUUGUAGAUAGAAGGAAGGAGGAAGAAAAGUAGAGAAGUGAAGAAAUGGAAGGAAAGAAUUAAAGAGAGGAGAUUUUUGAAGGAAAUAUUGGUGAGCAAACAUCGCUGUGGGCUUUUAAAGUGCUUUCAAACACUCUUUCCUGAGGUUGGGGUAUAUAUACUUUAGGGGGUUGGGUGGGUUGUCUGUUUUUCUUUUCCCUUUUGUUGACUUUCUAACAUGUUUCCCUGAAAAAAGUUUCCUUUACAAUCCUUUCAUACUGUAAAUCUGACACAUGAUGCCAGCAGCAACCAUUAUCGUAGGCGUUAAAAUGUAAAUGUGUUAUCUACCUCAAGGUAACAGCAGUGAGAGAGACACUCGAAGCCACACUAGUGCUUUACACACAUGACCAUCCUCAUACCAUGAAAUGAAGAGGUCGCCAAGAUGAAAUCUGUCUCACUUCGGCAUUCAACAUAGUGAGGUGUUUCAGUAAUUAUUUAUUUUUAGCAGAUGUGCGAUAUUUAUUUUAUGAAACUUGGUUAUGUCAAAUGUGAUUCUUGACGUUUUGAAGAGCUGAACAGACUUCCAUUUUCAUUUCGGCACUAUAAGGAUGUGCAAGUGUUCCUUUUGUUUUUAACUUAGGAUGCGUAUUCAUGUGUUUUUGUUCUAAAACAAGUUGAGGCUUUCCUCUUUUUUCCAUCUAUUCUCUGUAUUUUUUUUUUUUUUUUACAUAUACAGUAGGUGCAUUUUGUCAUUCGUGGAAAAACACAUGUAUCAUUUGAAGAAGCGCCUAAAAGUCUUACUUUUUUUUUAAGAAUAACAUUUAAGUGUUUAAAAAAGACCAUGGAGGCAUUGGAAAGGUACAUGAAAAUGAAAGCUAACGGUGGGUAUAAAGUACGUCAGUUUUAAUUGUAUGUUUUUUUUGUUUGUCUUUUGUUAAAUUUCUAUGUACUUUUUCCAGGCAAGCAUGAUGAAUUAGGUUAAGGUGUAGCAUGUAGAACACUUACAGACUUGUUUUUGUAAUUAUUGGUUCCCCUGUUCUACAAAAUAUCUCAAAAUAAAAAUUACUGGCAAAGAAAA
Cyprinodon tularosa is the source of this 4361-nucleotide messenger RNA. RefSeq names its product mitogen-activated protein kinase 6 (gene mapk6). The record is from RefSeq and is a predicted model, not a curated record. Gene Ontology annotation, cellular component: nucleus; cytoplasm. The transcript is spliced from 8 exons. Gene Ontology annotation, biological process: intracellular signal transduction; cell surface receptor signaling pathway; protein phosphorylation. Gene Ontology annotation, molecular function: ATP binding; MAP kinase activity. Bases 828 to 3065 code for a protein of 745 amino acids. Lineage: Eukaryota; Metazoa; Chordata; Actinopteri; Cyprinodontiformes; Cyprinodontidae.